GAGCCCAGUCAGGCUCGGUGCGGAGCCGUGGCGGGCGAGAGGGCGGCAGCCCCAGGUGCGGAGCCCCAGGUGAGGAGCCCCGGCGUGGUCCUGCGGAACCCUGGCUCCUAACGGGGCGCCCCCAGCCACGGGGGCCCGGGACGCCGCCACCGCCGCGCUGAAGGGGAAGGGUUCUUUUCCUGUACGGUACUUGGGGGUGCUGGCAGCUAGAGCAAGGGGCAGAAAAGGAGGGGCCCAGAAGCCAGCAGCCCGAGAUGAUGUGGAGAAGAAAGACCCCCAGGGACCCUCCCAACAGACCGGCACCCCUGUGUCAGAGCCGAGCCGGGGGGGCCCUCCUGCUGCUGCUGCUGCUGCUGCCGCCCCCCGUCCUCUGCAGCGCUGGGCCCAGGGUGCCCCUCAUCGGAGCCCUUGGAGCCGGUGCCCACAGCCUGCCUGAUGCAAUCCCAAGCACCCCCAAGCCUCUGAGAGGAGGUCGGGGGCCAAAGCCAGUGCUGUCGCCCCUGCUCCAAGGCCAGGCGCAGGCCGGGGCCCGGGGCAAGCCGGGCCAACGGGAGAGGGUCCGGGGCCAGAGCCAGGGCCCCCGGAGGGCGAAGCUCGAUUGCCACCUGCGCACAGAGCUGGUGAGGGUGCACGAGCUGGGCCUGGGCCACGACUCGGACGAGCUGAUCCGCUUCCAGUACUGCAGCGGGGCCUGCCCCAAGGUCCGCUCCAACCAUGACAUCAGCCUGGCGCACCUGCUGCGCACCGGCCGCCUGCGCCUCCCCGCCCAGCCCGGGAGGGGCUCCGUCCGGGUGCUCAGCCACCCCUGCUGCCGGCCCACGGCCUACAAGGCCGUCUCCUUCAUGGACGUCAGCAACACCUGGAGGACGGUGGACAGCCUCUCUGCCGCCGCUUGUGGCUGCCUAGGCUGAGGCAGUGGCCCCCUCCUGGAGCCCGAAGCCGUUGGCAGCCCACCCCUCUGGGCUACUCACCUGCCGGCCAGGCAGGCGGCCGUGGAGAAGCCCCCGGAAGGCCUGCCGGACCCUGGGAGCAGAAGAGAUGGACAGCUGCUGGGACCCCAGACCCCGGCCUUUGGCAGGGGGCCACAGAGUGCCGCAGCAGCCGAGGGGAGGCACGAUUUGUACGCCUGGUCUGAGGAGAGCCGGGCCCUGGGGCAGCCCCGGGCCCUGGGGCAGCUAUUUAUUACAUAAGUUAUUUAUUUAUGCCCCGGUUAGAGGAGGGAGGGCCACCAGUUUAGGAAGCCAGGGAGGUCUGAGAUGGUAGAAGGUCAGCUUUGACUCCCAGCAGCACAGGAGCUGGCUCCGGGACCGGACCACGGGGUUCUCCCUAUUCCACCCUACUGAGCCCCGGCCACAGCCAGUUAGGGAGUGGGGAGGGGGACAACAAAGGACGCAGGGUUGGGAGCCAAGUUCUCAGCUAGUCCUAUGACCACAGCCCCUCUCCCUCUCUGAGCCACAACGUCCUCCUCUGUCCAAUAGGAGUAACUGUCCAUAAUCCCGAUGACCUCCCAAAGUGAGGUGGUCUCACUUUGUAACCUGGAAAGUACCAGAGGAAGGUGCUCCCCAAAUGAACCAAUGUUACUGCUGUGGGCUGGGCCAGAAAACAUUCCCACACGCCCGGCCCUCUCCAGUGAGCUCAUGCCAGGCGCUGAGAUGCCCAUUCCCUCCAAGAAGCAGCUCCUCUAGCCACCUGAAGAUGACCCUGAAAGAGCAGCAGCCUGGGGAAAGGUCCACUUCCAGCAGUCGGGGCUCCGUCCAUCUCCCCAGUCCCUGGGACAGGGGCCUUCCCACCAGAAGUGAUCUCCCAACCCAACUGCAGAUGGGCAGCUCAGUUCUGGCUUCUCCCUCCCCCAGUUUAAGCCCAAAGUCACAGGUGGCCAGAACUAGAAGGGCCCAGAGAAACCUCAAAUCAAACCUUUCUGAGAACCUUCUAGUGAUAUGCCCCAAAGUGGUUGUCCAGCCAGUGGACGCCGUGUUUAACAAGGUCACUGAUGGGCUGAAGAGCUUCUUUCUAGAGGAGGUGAUCAGCAUGGAGAAGGGUCUGGAACCUGUGUAUCUGGGGAAUCAUUGGAGAAAUUGAGCAUUUUUAACCUGGAGAAGAGAAGCGUUUGAGAGAGGGGGGCCAGAUUAGCUGUCACAUUGUGAAUGGAUUUGAUUUGAAGCACCAAGGUUUAGGGGAUAUAGCUUUCCUGACCUGAGGUCAGAAGCUGUAGAUUCAAAUUCUGGCCCUGUCAUUUGCUACUGGUAGAACUUGAUUAGGCCCUUUCCUUCCCUCUUUCCUCAUCUAGAGCAUGGUAGGAUUGGAGUCUCUGAGGUCCCCGAAUCUUGGGAUUUUACAGAAUAAAGAUAUCGGUCUUUGGA
Messenger RNA from Antechinus flavipes (yellow-footed antechinus), 2360 nucleotides. RefSeq names its product artemin (gene ARTN). Gene Ontology annotation, molecular function: growth factor activity; receptor tyrosine kinase binding; glial cell-derived neurotrophic factor receptor binding. The transcript has 4 exons. The record is from RefSeq and is a predicted model, not a curated record. The coding region runs from base 255 to 911 and encodes 218 amino acids. NCBI's taxonomy places the organism in Eukaryota, Metazoa, Chordata, Mammalia, Dasyuromorphia, Dasyuridae.